Molecule: messenger RNA, 2319 nt
Organism: Aspergillus mulundensis
Lineage: Eukaryota; Fungi; Ascomycota; Eurotiomycetes; Eurotiales; Aspergillaceae
Product: beta-glucosidase
Exons: 7
Coding region: 1-2319 (772 amino acids)
Biological process (GO): glucan catabolic process
Molecular function (GO): beta-glucosidase activity
Source: RefSeq, a predicted model, not a curated record
AUGUUCACUUCGUGGGGAAAGACUGCCCUGCUGCUCGGCCUUGCUCUCGGCAGUGGAGCACAGGAUGUCAUCACCAGUGACACUGCUUUCUACGGGCAGUCGCCCCCAGUUUACCCCUCCCCCGAGGGGACUGGUCUUGGUGACUGGGCUUCUGCUUACACAAAGGCCAAGGCAUUCGUCGCUCAACUCUCAGACGAUGAGAAGGUGAACCUUACCGCGGGCGUAUCCUCCAACACCGGAUGCUCUGGAUUCAUCCAAGCCAUUGACCGCUUGGGAUUUCCGGGCAUCUGUAUGAGCGACGCCGGUAACGGCCUGAGAGGAACUGAUUAUGUCAAUGGAUGGUCGUCCGGGAUCUCGGUUGGGGCUAGUUGGAACCGUGAGCUUGCCCUUUCACGCGCCACCUACAUGGGCCAGGAGUACCGGAAGAAGGGAGUCAACAUGAUUCUCGGUCCCGUUGUUGGUCCCCUGGGUAGGGUGGCGCUUGGAGGCCGCAACUGGGAGGGAUACUCUACCGACCCCUACCUUAGUGGCAUUCUGGUUUCCGAGACCGUCAAGGGCCUACAGUCCCAGAACGUUGCUACAUCUGUCAAGCAUUACAUCGCCAACGAGCAAGAGACAAACCGCAACCCGACCACGGAUUCCGAUGGAAACGCAGUCCAGUCAGUCUCUUCUAACAUCGAUGACAAGACAAUGCACGAGCUAUACCUGUGGCCAUUCCAAGACGCGGUUCUUGCUGGUGCUACCAACAUGAUGUGCUCGUACCAGCGUAUCAACAACUCUUACGGAUGUCAGAACAGCAAGACCCUCAAUGGCUUGUUAAAGACUGAGCUGGGCUUUCAGGGCUACGUUGUCACCGACUGGGGUGCUCAGCAUGCCGGUAUCGCUGGCGCCAAUGCUGGACUCGACGUUGUGAUGCCUCGGUCGAGCACCUGGAACAGCAACCUGACCGACGCCAUUGCCAAUGGGACCAUGGAGGCUUCUAGAUUGGACGAUAUGGUGACAAGACUCAUCGCCACAUGGUACUACCUCGACCAGGACACCGUCUUCCCACACCCCGGUGUAGGCAUGCCCAGCAGCGCAAGUUCCCCCCAUGAGGCCGUCAUAGCCACGUCCAAAGAGGCAAAGCCUGUCCUCCUUCAGUCCGCCAUCGAGAGCCACGUGCUGGUGAAGAACACGGACAAUACCCUGCCUCUCAAGUCUCCAAAGCUAAUCUCCGUCUUCGGCUACGACGCCUACGCGCCCUUGAAAUAUGAUCUCAGCAACAACUUCAACUUUGGCCUGGACAGAGAGAGAUCAGAUCUGUACCAGAACGGGACUCUGUAUGUUGGUGGUGGGUCGGGCCAGAACUCACCUGCCUACAUUGAUGCGCCCAUCGAUGCUAUCAAGCGCCGUGCUUACGAGGAUGGUUCCUCAGUGCUAUGGGACUUCACGUCGGAAGCGCCCACGGUUGACUAUACCUCUGACGUGUGCUUGGUCUUCAUCAAUGCCUAUGCCACGGAGGGUUACGACCGCGAAGCGCUGUCUGACACGUACAGUGAUGCCAUUGUCACCAAUGUCGCCAACAACUGCGGCAACACGAUAGUUGUUGUUCACAACGCUGGAGUCCGCACUGCCGAGGCGUGGGUAGAUCACACCAAUGUCACAGGUAUUAUCUACGCACACCUUCCCGGUCAAGACACCGGACGAGCACUGGUAGAGCUGCUAUACGGAGACUCCAACCCCUCGGGACGCCUGCCGUACACCGUUGCUAAAAGGCCGUCUGACUAUGGUGCUCUCCUGGAGCCGUCGCAGCCAGAAGGACAAUAUCAGUACUUCCCUCAGUCCGAUUUUUCCGAGGGGGUGUACAUCGACUAUCGUGCUUUUGACAAGGAUGAUGAUAUUGAGCCACAGUACCCAUUUGGCUAUGGGCUGUCAUACACCACGUUUGACUACUCGGACCUCAAGAUCUCCAAGACAUCAAAUGCGUCGUCCGCAGCCUACCCCGCCAGUGCUUCAAUUCUCCCCGGUGGAAACCCGCGUCUGUUCGAUGAGUUGGUGACCGUAACGGCCAGUGUCAAGAACACCGGCACUGUUGACGGCCAAGAGGUUGCUCAGCUUUAUAUCGGCAUUCCUAACGGUCCGGUCCGACAGCUGCGUGGCUUUGACAAAGUCUCCAUCAAGGCCGGUAGCUCUGCCUCUGUUACUUUUAGCUUAACUCGUCGUGACCUGAGCACUUGGGAUACUAAUGCUCAGGAAUGGCUCCUGCAAAGAGGAACUUAUAACUUCUACGUUGGUCGGAAUAGCCGAGAUUUGCCUCUGGAGGGCACUUUGGUAUACUGA